AUGAGCGCCGAACUACCCAAAGUGCCUCCGCGUCCGAGCCGUACGCAGGAGAGAGCGUCAGACCCGGUCAUGGAUGCUCCAAUAAUCCCUCCUCGCCCUCAGCGUCGCAACGAGAGAUCCGUCUCUCCCAUGCGAGGAGAGUACACGCGUUCUCCCCUGAACGACAUGCCUGCGAAUGCCCCUAGCGCCAAUGGCAAGAUAUACAACCACCGAAACCUCUCGGCCCAGGAUCUUCCUCCCCGUCCUCCGAGUGUUAACCUCCCGUCGAUCGGUCAGGAGGGCAGCGAAUAUGCCAACCUCCAGGAAGAAGAGCAAGCAGCUGCUGAGCAGCAUAGAAACGUUUCUCCGGACCUGCCCAUGCACGCUCCCACGGCCUCCGUACCACAAUCAACUGCCAAAUCCAGAAUCCAAACAGUCACCCGUACCGACUCUAGUCAAGCUGCCUCCCACGGGAUCGGCUCGCCCGGAGCUGGGAUACACCCCUUGAGAGCAAAGGCGAGCUUCAAUCGCUCCAACUUGUCCUUGUCUCAGGAGCCGACCGAGGAAGACGAACAUGGCAUUCCUGAGAUCGGUAUCCAAGUUCCCAUGCUCAAAUUCGCCGGUGACGUUCAGGCUCCUACGCCCGCGCCCUCCAAAUCUGGCACCCCGAGUAUCAGCUUCAACGACGCAACUCCUCGCAACCACCACCGUAAGCGUAGUUCGCGUCAGGAGUUCCAUGGUCCCCCUGGUAGUUAUGGUCUCCACGGCCAUCGUCACGACCCCAAGGAUCAGUUCGAAAAGGCAUGGUAUGCUAAGCAUCCCGAAGAGCUUGUCAAGGAACACCGUCCCUAUGAUCCUGGCCAUGCUCCCGGUGAUUGGGCUCUGAGCAGCGAUGAUCUUAACAAGCUCGUCCACCAGAACUCUGGACGCGGCCUCGGAAUGGGCUCGUCUCCCGCCGCCAUUGGCACGCCCGAUGAAUCCAUUGGCUUCAUGGCUUCAGAAGCUUAUACUUCCCGCAUGAACUCGCCGAAGCCUUUGUCGGGCCUCAGCAAGCGUCCCUCAAGUGGUGCCCAGCCAGCCAUCGAGUCCCCUCUUAGAAAGGAGUCCUUCGGUCAGAAAGAGCUUGCACUGGACGACAACGCUCUGGAAAGCGAGGUCGAGGACGAGACCAUCCAUAUUGACCCUCCAGCCCACCGUCACAGCAAGAUCCACGGCGGCGGUUACGAUCCUCCUACUGUGGAUCUCGGUCCUGAGGGAGGCAACACUUCUGAGCGUGGUGGAUGGGUCAUUGAGAAUGGCGAUGGCAUGCCUAUCCUGGCAUCUGAUGAGGUUGCCAAAAAUAAUCCCGAGGCCGUGUACUGGCAGCCCGCUGUUUCACCUCAGAAGGAGAGAAAGGGCAACGACUACUACGACGCAUAUGCUUCAGACUCGUCGGCUACCGGUCCGUCUCGCAGACGUAGUGGUGAGAAGCUGAGAACCAGCAGUGGAGGUGAUCUUGCAAGAUUCAAGUCUCGCGAGGCUCAGCCUUCGGGUGCCGGUACACCUCUCGAGGAGAUUGAGGAAUAUGAACCUCUGUUCCCCGAUGACGACGACAAGCCUCAACCCCCUCUGACUGUUGCUGAUAAGUUGAAGCGUCCUGAUUUGGCCCGUCACCACUUCCCCAGUCAAGAUAUUUGGGAGGAUGUUCCCGAGAGCUUACAGUACGAGACUGAGGUUUCUGGUCCCCAGGAGCCGGAAGAUCUCACGACCUCCGCCACUUUUGAGCAUCCGGACAAGGAACAAGCACGUAAGGAGGGCAACAACCCGGAAGAUCGUGCCGACUUCCUCACCCAAGAAGCUAAGAGAAUGGCCAAGACUGGUUUCAAGCCUGGUGUGGCCGAGGAUAUGGCCCGUCCUAGUUACAAGAAUCGCUUCCCUAGCAGAGAUGUAUGGGAAGACUCGCCUGACAGUCUACAGCUCGAAACCACCGUCGAUACUCCCCAGAUGGAGGACGAGGAUGAAACUGGUCCGGCUGACAUCAAGUCUCCCAUCGUUCCUCAGCGUCCUGCCCGCUCUUCCAAGUUGUCCGAAGUGUCAACCGCCGUACCCGAGGAGACUACUAAGCCUCAAAUCCCUGCCAGACCGGCUGGUCACCAGGCACCUGUAAUCCCUGAGCGCCCUAAGCCUCAGGUCCCUGCCAGACCCGCCAGAGGCGAGACUGCUCAGACUCAAGAUAGCGCAUCGACAGAAAGAGCUGUAUCGCCUCCGGCCGUCAAGGCCAAGCCUGCUGUUCCUGCAAGGCCAGCGGGUAACAAGUUCGCCGCGCUCAAGGCUGGCUUCCUCGAGAACCUGAACGCUCGUCUUGGCUCUGGCCCUCCGGGUCCUCCUAAGCAUGAAGAGCCUGCCGAGGCACCUGUCGAGGAGAAGGCUCCUCUUGCCGAUGCACGAAAGGGUCGUGCUAGAGGUCCAGCCAGAAGAAAGCCUGCUGCUGAGGCUGCGGCUGCUGCUCCUGCUGUUACUUCAUCUAGCGCAUCAACUCUGUCUAUUGGUACUACAUUCACCAUUUUCCAAAUCAACGAUCAAGGAAAUCUGUCAGUGCCUACCGAUCAGCUCUCACCUGCCCUCGCCAAGGGUGCCCAAGAGAUGGAGACUGUGGCUGCAGCAAACACUGAUGGCGCCGCUCCUGCUUUUUCGGCGUCAGCCUCGACCUCGAUUCCUGAAGAUGAGAAGACUGCACUUUCUGGUCUUCCUGCACAAGCUAUUGGUCAUAUUGGAGACACACCUGACCCCAAGCUGUCGCAGGCAACCAUGGAGCGCGCAUCAGCCAUUCAAUCUGAAUUCGAGGCGGCGCUUGCUGACUCUGAGAAGCACGGCGAGCAGCCUGUCGACAGUCAGACAGAUAUCAUUCCUCACAUGAACGAUCGCACGUCAGAAGUACCUAUUCCUGGCCAGACCGCUCUUCCCGAACCCAGAGAGCUUCAAGAAACACAAGGUGAUGUCGAGAAGAGCGAAAACACAACCUCUGCUAGCAAGUCCGAGGGCACAACGACCACUGAGAAGUCCGAAGAAAGUCUCGUCUCCAAGAUUGGUCAGACUGUCAACAAUGCCGUCAACUACGUCUCAGAGUCCGUCGCCGAGACUGUGCAAGGCACCUCAACAUCCACGGGCCAGGAAACGUCUGAGAGCAAGGAAGUCACCGAGCAAGAAGCCAAGCCCCAGAUGACAGACACAAGCGUACAAACCGGUCAACAAGACAUCACCAUCAGAAGUCCCACCGGCGAAGAGGAGAAAAUGACAUUACACCUCGGGGGUCGCGCUGCUAAAGAGGGCAAUGUGGUUGUCAAGAAUGGAGAGGAGAUUGUGGGGGAUAUGGAUGAGAAGCGUCGUACUGCCACCACUACUUUUGGCCAUGGAAUGUAG
This is a messenger RNA of Aureobasidium subglaciale EXF-2481, 3378 nucleotides long. RefSeq lists its product as uncharacterized. The record is from RefSeq and is a predicted model, not a curated record. Bases 1 to 3378 code for a protein of 1125 amino acids. Lineage: Eukaryota; Fungi; Ascomycota; Dothideomycetes; Dothideales; Saccotheciaceae. The transcript has 2 exons.